This is a messenger RNA of Pistacia vera, 717 nucleotides long. Its product is annotated as disease resistance protein RPP13-like. Gene Ontology annotation, molecular function: alpha-tubulin binding. The record is from RefSeq and is a predicted model, not a curated record. Gene Ontology annotation, biological process: protein folding. Lineage: Eukaryota; Viridiplantae; Streptophyta; Magnoliopsida; Sapindales; Anacardiaceae. Bases 1 to 717 code for a protein of 238 amino acids. The transcript is spliced from 2 exons.
AUGGAUAUAUAUAUAUAUAUGUUCCCACCAUCCAUUGUCAAGUUGAAGAGGUUACAAACUCUGCGUUUACAUGGCUUUGCAUGGUUUUUUGAUGGCUUACCAACUGAAAUUGGUAACCUACAAGGGUUGAGGCAUUUAAUUGGAAACUUCAGAGGGACUUUGCCCAUAGAUAAUUUGACAAACCUUCAAACUCUGAAGAAUAUAGAUUAUGGAAGCUGGACUAAGAUUAAUCCAGUUAAAUUGAUUAAUCUUCGAGAGCUACGAAUUAUAUCAGUCAAGCCAAAUGAGGAUGCUAUCAGUUUAGACUCUGUCACCACACUCCAAAGCCUGCGGAUUUUAUCAGUUUGGCUGAAGCCUAACCAGUCCUUCACUUCACUGAAACCCCUCGGUUCACUUCUGAAGGAUGAUCCAAUGGCCUCCCUGAAGAAGUUGCCAAAUCUCACGAUUAUUGUCUUGAGCUUCAAUUCUUAUACAGGCAGGAAACUGAUGUGCUCAGCGAAGGGUUUUCCGCGGCUUGAAAUUAUGCAAUUUGAUUUGGAGGAAUUAGAGGAGUGGCAAGUAGAUGAAGAUGCUAUGCCUAUGCUCAGGGGAUUGAAAAUGAUGGAGAACUCCAAGUUGAAAAUUCCGGAAAGACUAAGAUCAAUCCCUCUUCCAGGAGAAUGGGAAUGCGAAGAUGGAAGAAUACCUAUUAAUAACUCGAGCUACAUCCAAGUUUGA